Molecule: messenger RNA, 3038 nt
Organism: Anopheles coustani
Lineage: Eukaryota; Metazoa; Arthropoda; Insecta; Diptera; Culicidae
Gene: Tsf2
Product: melanotransferrin
Exons: 4
Coding region: 74-2506 (810 amino acids)
Biological process (GO): iron ion transport
Cellular component (GO): early endosome; recycling endosome; extracellular region
Source: RefSeq, a predicted model, not a curated record
UAGUGCUUAGAUUUAUAGUUUUAAUAUCUUUUUGAUAAGUUUAUUUGUGUACAAUUUAAGUUUGCCCACCACGAUGGCGGUCUACCGCUGGCUGUGCAUCGGCACAAUCGUAUUAACUGUGAGUGCGUUUACCACCGCUCAAUACUACUUCGAGGAUGAGAAGGAAUCGAAAAGCAACAUCGUGUGGUGCGCGACCAGCUUGGAAGAAACGUACAAGUGUCAGAAUUUCACGAAGGCUCUCGAGCGAGACGUGGCAUUGUUUAACAAUUUCUUCCUCAACAUAUCCUGCCACCAUGGAUACGACCACGACGAGUGUAUGGCGUUGAUCAACGAGCGCAAAGCCGAUGUGAUGACCCUGGACGCCGGUGAGGUUUUCAGCGGUGGCCGAUUCCACUCGUUGAUACCACUGAUGCAGGAAGGUUAUGAAGGUGGCUUCACGCAGUACCAUGCGGUGGCAGUGGUUAAGAAAGGUUCCCUACCGGACGUGACAAAUUUGCGCCACCUACGUGGAAAGAAGGCUUGCUUCUCCUGGGUCGGUAGUCAUGCUGGCUGGACCGUUCCUAUUUAUACGCUUCAACGGGAAGGUGGCAUGGUCAUUACCGAUUGCAACAAUUUUGUAAAAACUGCGACCGACUAUUUCGGAGAAUCGUGCGCCGUUAAUGCAUUGAUCGACAAGUACAAUCCGAUUGGAGAUAACUCGAUCAAACUUUGCCAGCUGUGCACCGGUGAGGUGCCCGGUGGAAAAUGUACUCCGACUGACCCGUACGCUGGAUUCGAGGGUGCCUUCCGGUGCUUGGUUGAAGCGGGAGAUGUUGCCUUCCUCAAGCACACCACGGUGGAGGAGUUGGUCGACAGUGGCUUCAUUCCCGGCGUAACGGUCGAUCAGUUUGAGCUAUUGUGUCGAGAUGGCACUCGUCAACCGAUUUCGCAGUAUCGUCAAUGUGAAUGGGGUGCUGUUCCAUCGGAUGCAUUGGUAGUUUCGAGUGCGACGUCCAAAUCGGAUCGACUACGCUAUAAAAAGUUCUUUACAAACGCUGUCAAGCUGUACGGAUCAAAGCAGAAGCGUUAUAACAGCACUACAUCGUCGGUUUAUGAUCGACAAGACGAUCGUUACGGGCCGUCCCGGAACGGGUACUACUCGUCCACUACCACUUACUCUCCGUUCGGUGAAGACACUACCACCCGAAAUGAAACUCAACCCUACGAAACAUUCGACCUGUUUGAAUCGAAGCGCUACGGCCGUCGGUUGAAUUUAAUGUUCGAGGAUACGGCCCGCUACCUGGCCCCAAUCGAUGACGAUAAGCAAAAUUAUCAGAAGUUCCUCGGCAAGUCGUUGGACCAAAUCUACGACACGCGAGCCUGCCCCGUGGGUAGGAUGGUCAUGUGCGUCACUUCCGAUGCGGAGUACGAAAAAUGCAUCAAGAUGCGAACGGCUUUGAAGGCACAGCUCAUUAAACCGGACAUGAUGUGUAUGAAGGCACAUUCGCACAUCACCUGCAUGCAGUACAUUCAAUCCGGCACGGCCGAUGUGGCCGUACUGGAUGCGAGCGACGUUUACACGGCCGGACUGAACUACGAUCUGAUGCCUUUCAUGUCCGAGGUGUACGACCUUGGGCUUCCGGAGUACUAUGUGGUGGCGGUAGCUAAGGAGGAAGAUCCGGACACCGAGUUAACCUACCUGCGUGGAAAGUACACCUGUCACUCGGGUAUCAACACGGCUGCUGGAUGGGUUUAUCCGAUGGCGUACCUCAUCUCGAACGGCUGGAUUCGACCGUACGGUUGUGAUAGUAUUCGAGCGGCUGCGGAAUAUUUCACCAAAUCAUGCAUUCCUGGAGCGAUCAGCAAGGAGUACAACACCGGUCUGCCGUACGAUAAUAUGUGCGAUCUGUGCCACGGUAGUAGCUUCCGCUAUUGUCGCCGUGACGCGUCGGAAGACUACUACGGCAAUACGGGAGCGUUCCGGUGCCUGGUCGAGGGCGGUGGCCAUGUGGCGUUCGUACGGCACACCACAGUCAUUGAAAACACGGGUGGUAAGAAGCGUGAGUGGUGGGCACGUGAUGCACUUCCGGACGAUUUUGAGCUGCUGUGCCCAGAUGGCACCAGGGCGGAGGUGAACGACUACAAGAGGUGUAACCUAGGCAAGGUUAAGGCCAACGCUAUCGUCGCUCGCGGUGGUCGAGGAUUCAACGCCACGGAACAGAGCGCCUACGUCAAUCUAUUCAUCUACGCGCAGCAGUUUUACGGAAGAAAGUUCUCCGAUGACUUUAGCUUCAGCAUGUUCUACUCACCACCUCCGUAUCAUGAUUUGAUUUUCUCUGACGCUACUCGCGGCCUUCGCGUCGUAGAUGCCGACAAACGAUGGUUCGACGCGUACUUGGGCCCGGAUUUCAUGCGUGCCCGGCGUAUCACCGACUGUCAUGCAGGUGCGGGUAGUUUAGGGAUGAGUGCCUUCAGUAGCUUGCUGCUUGCCGUGGUAGUAUUGUUGUGGCAGAGGAAUGUCAUUUAGAAGCGAAACCACAGUUUUUCAUUGAAAUUCCAUUCUCGACGCCUAACGGGAAACAUCCGUCCAUUCUAAGGAACGAGACAUAUCCGUCCAAAAGAAUUAUUAUAGUUUAUAAUAGUUGAAGAAUCCUUAAAAUAUUCUAACAAUCUAAACAUUCCGCAUGCAAGAAAAAAGUCGUAGUGUAUCUUUUGUUUUCUGCUCUACUGUGAAUCUCUUCAAUUUGAAUUUUAAUACAUGCCAGCGUCGCAAGUAAUGAAAUCCCUGAAAAGGAUUACAGAAUUGUCCAAAACGUAUUGUACAAAUGAAUCAUAAUCCGUCCCCUAGUUAGAACAUUCUCUGCAUGUAUUGACGAGCCAGAGUGCACCAUUUAUCUUAUACGUUAACGUUUGACAUAUUUUCCAUUUGCAUUCCAGCAAAGUGAACAGAACACGAAUCAUUUCUAGUUAGUGAAAAUUAAGCAACGGUUUAAUUCGUCGAGCUGCGAACGUAUUUUGUAACUUCGAUAGAAAUAGAGAGAACAUUUUAAAUAAAAGCU